UGAACUUUUUCACCAAAGUGAAAUGAGAAAAGAAAUGCUAAUUCCAAUGUUAAGGAAAGUACGCUUACGUAUUAUUUAUUUUUAAAAUUAAAAAAUGUAAAAAAACAUUAACCCAUUAAGUAAGGCGUGCUUACCUGUUUUUAUUUGAAAUUUGUCAUAUUUCAACUUCCUGUUAUUUAAGUUGUGUACUCAAUCUUCAAUUGAAAGCAAAUAAUAUAAGCCAUAUGGCUACACAAUUUUAUCUGAUGGCAACUGUAAUCUUGACAGAUUUCUUUUCUCCCUUCUUUUGUGGAGCAAAACGAAUACGAAAUUAGCAUCCUUCGUACAUACAUACAGGGUUUGUAUAUCAAUGGAUUCUACUGGUUCAUCUGCGUUUCUAUUCUAAAUUAGUAACAAGUGAAAUUAUACCUGCCGAAAAGAAAAUGCUAAUUGUAAAAUGAAUUAAGUAUAAAAUCAGUAGGAGUGUAUAAUAUAAGGAAAUAUGUAUUAUGUAGAUAACAAAUACAUCAUUUUUUAACGAUUUCCGUUUUGUAUUGAGAUUUGUCAAUGUAACUUCCGCUGUGGGUAUACUGAGCUGAGGUUGGAUAUCUCGUACACCCCAAAAGACGGGAGCAAUGAUGCAGCAUACCCGUUAAAUUAUAAAAUACAUCAAUUAUUGUUAUUGAUGUACUAAAAGGCUACAUGGCAUGACACUAUAAACACUGAAUCGAUUUUGUGGGAUCGCAGACCAAGUCUUGCCUACAAUUUUUGGAAACUAAUUAGAUUUUGUUAUUUGCAUGAAUCGAUUAUUCGAAAUUAACACCACUACAAAUUGUAUACACAGAUACAUGUUGUCAUUAAAAGUGAUAUGCUGCAUGAAUGGAAUGUUAACAUACAUAAAAUUACGUUUGCGACUCACCAGAGGAUUUGCAAUUGUAUGCAAAUAGUAGGCAUUAUACUGCAGCUGCUUAGUAAAACUUCCACAAAAAAAUGGAGGUCGAGGAGUUGACUGAUAUAUUUUACACGAGCGACAAGAAGGGUCAGGUUUGUCGCGUCAAACUGAAUGGACAGGGAUUUACCUUGCAACGCGAAACCACUAAUAACCGCUCCAGAGAGCAACUCAUCGAAUUGAAUGACAUAGUUGGUAGUCGCUGUAUUGUCGUGAAAAAGGAUCGACGCGGCUGCUCAAUGCUCUGUAGUUCCGCAGCACAAAAUGAUGGCAAUCGUAGCGAUAGCGGUGAUGAUACAAAAAAGAAAUAUAAUGCUGUUACCUAUCAGCAUAACAAUGCCAGCGCAUAUCUAUAUGUUUUUGCAUAUAUAUUAAAUAAGAAACACCUACGUAAUAUCAUACGUCGCGAACGUACUGUCUUGAAAUUGCGCUUCCGUUCCUUUGACACUUUUAGCGAUAAUAUGCGCGAAGCAGAACGUUGGUAUCAUACAGUUAGAGCGUUUAAGGGACGCAGUUUGGGUUAUAAUGACACCGAUGAACGACGUAUACUGGUUUUGUUGAAUCCGAAAUCGGGUUCCGGUAAGGCACGAGAGAUUUUCAAUCGUCAAGUAGUACCAGUCUUAAAUGAAGCAGAGCAACCGUACGAUUUGCAUGUGACCAAGCAUGCCAAUUAUGCGCGUGAAUUUGUGCGUGUGAAAGUCUUGGAUAACUACAGUGGUAUUGUGGCAGUCGGUGGCGAUGGCCUAUUCUUUGAGAUACUAAAUGGCUUGCUGAUGCGUGCUGAUUGGUUGGAGUCACGUAACAUACUUUUGGGCAUAGUGCCAUGUGGUUCUGGAAAUGGUUUGGCCCGUUCCAUUGCGCAUGUGUGUGGAGAACCAUAUGAACCAAAGCCAAUCUUGGGCGCCACACUUACAAUGCUAAGUGGCAAGUCGAUGGCCAUGGAUGUUGUGCGCAUACAACAACAAAAUCAGAUACUCUAUUCGUUCCUCUCGGUUGGUUGGGGUCUUAUCUCAGAUAUAGAUAUCGAAAGUGAACGCCUACGUUCGCUUGGCUAUCAAAGAUUUACCAUUUGGACAUUGCAUCGUUUAAUUAGUUUACGUACAUAUCGCGGCAAAGUAUCAUAUCUUCCCAAGGAAAAUGUUUACUUAGAAAGUGACACGGUAUCAUUGGCAGAGCCGCUGCCACUGAAGCACAGUAGAAGUUGUAAUGCAUGUUUGGACAAGCUGAAUAGUGGUUGUUUUCAAUCCACCGAUUGCAUUGAAGCCAGCAAAUACUAUGAUGUCAUUUCGCUGCAAAACUCCAUCAAUCAAUCGCUACAAUCACGUUGCGAUAGUUGGUUCUCACCUGCUUCCUGCCGUAGUACUUAUCAUUCCGUAUCGGAGAGUAUUUAUCACAGCGUCGAUGAUGGUAGUGAUGCAGAAUCGCAUUUGCAGCACAGCAAUUUGAGCGUUCAUUUAUGUGGGCCGGUAGGUAGCGCGCCAACGCUAGAUGAGCCGGUGCCUGCAUCAUGGGUGGUGGAGGAGGGCGAAUUCGUGAUGGUGCAUGCCGCCUAUCAAACGCAUUUGGGCAGCGAUUGUUUCUUUGUGCCGCAAGCAAGAUUCAACGAUGGCAUCAUUUAUGUGGUCAUCAUACGUAGCGGCAUUAGUCGUUCGCAGUUGUUGAACUUUUUAAUGGGCAUGAGUUCGGGCACACACGUGCCGGUCACCGAUAAUGAAUUUGUGAAAAUGGUGCCGGUGACGGCGCUACGCAUAGAACCGUACGACAAUGAGGGUAUUCUCACGGUCGAUGGUGAGCGUAUCGAAUUUGGUCCAUUGCAGGCGGAAAUGUUGCCGGGUAUGGUGCGCGUUAUGGCACCAAAGUGAGCUUAGCCAAAUUGUGGUGGAAAUAAUAUUCAAAGUGUUGUGCACCAUUUUAUUCCUUUACGAUGGCUUUUAUUGUUAAAAUUUUUUUAUAUUUUGUUAUAUAUAUAUGUAUGUAUAUUA
Molecule: messenger RNA, 2910 nt
Organism: Bactrocera oleae (olive fruit fly)
Lineage: Eukaryota; Metazoa; Arthropoda; Insecta; Diptera; Tephritidae
Gene: Sk2
Product: Sphingosine kinase 2
Biological process (GO): sphingosine biosynthetic process; phosphorylation
Cellular component (GO): membrane; intracellular membrane-bounded organelle; cytoplasm
Source: RefSeq, a predicted model, not a curated record